UCACACAUCCACAAUCAUGGCGGCGUAGUACCUGUUUUUGCCGGGACUCUGUCAUGAUUUCGCGUUAAAUUGUAAAGUAUCUUCGAAGUUUGCAUUAAUCAGCUUUAAAGUUAGUUUUAAAUGUUUUAGUAUUUCGUUGAUAUACAUUACAUCCCAGAAAUGGCGGCAUGGGCUGGCUUUUCUGACGAAGAGUUGCGGAAAAUACAACUGAAAGAUCAGUCAGUGUCAGCCCCAGGGCUUGGACGGGGACGCAAACCGACUUCUACCAACCGGAGUCGGCAGCAGUUGCAGCGGGAGAGAGCACUCAAACUCACCGCUCAAAUGAGCAGCGAGACGUUACAGCCCGAGCAGAAGCUCACCAAGCCCCAUUUGACUUCUCCCAGUCCACUCGCGCCUACAAUACCGACUGCUGUUGACACCGGAAAGGACGAGCCCGUGACUGCAAAGCUGGAUGCGGUAAACAACCAUGAUCCUGAGACGUCGAUUGAAGUUACACCGCUGGCUAAUGAGCUGGAUAAACAGGAAGUGGAAUUGAGGGAGAAAACUCGUACGGAGAAACUGCAGCAAGAUCAGCGGAUUAUGGAAGAGAAGAAUAAGCAGAAGAAGGCUCUGCUAUACAAAACCAUUGCAGAAAAAUCCAAGCAGACUCAGGCCGAGGCAGUGAAACUGAAACGCAUUCAGAAGGGGCUGCAGGCGCUGGAUGACUCGGUGUCCAAUGACAUCGGCAUCCUCCGCAAGCUGAUCGAGCAGGCCAGCCUGGACUACUCAAGUGCAUGGAAGCGCUUUGAGCGUGCGGAGGCGGAGUACGUGGCGGCGAAGCUGUCGCUGCACCACCGCACCGAGGUCAAGGAGCAGCUGACGGAGCACCUGUGUGCCAUCAUCCAACAGAACGAGCUGCGGAAAGCCGCCAAGCUGGAGGAGCUCAUGCAGCAGCUAGAGCUCAGCGAUGAACUGGAGAGCCUUCAGCCCCCCGGGGAGGACAAGCCCAGCGGCGCCCAGUCAGAGGUCCAUUCCCCCCAAGGCCCUGCACCGCCAUUGGGCAACGACUCCCCCACCACACCAGGAGAGCAAGGCGGUAAACAGGACUGUCUUGAGGCCGCCCCAGCCCCAGCCCCAGCGAGUGAGGAAAACCUAAAGACCACUGACCCAGUGACUACUGAGACUGUCGAGGCCCCACAAACUCCCUCGAUCCCACAGAAUGCCCAGGUCUCCCUGUCUUAAAACUGGCACGAUCAAAAACCAUGGGCAUUUAUGUUUUUCUUUUUAUGUAAAGACUUUUAAGCAAAUACGAUUUUUUUUUACUGAUCAUGUGAGGAAGAUAACGAAGGAUCGUGUGUAUUGGGAGUGUACUAACUCCUUGUGUACUGACAACAGUGGUUGGGCUGUUUCCCUGAUCACAGGAGGACUGGGGAAGAUGGCUGUAUUAUGGCAAAGCCUGUCCUAACCCAUCAGCUCAAUAGAACCAGAGCCCUCUUUGUAGCUGCACUGCGACCAUGAGCAUGUGGUGAUUCAUUUCUGCCCCCAUCUGUUCAUAGAUUCACAACUGUUUCGUCUACUAUGACUCUAAAGCUAUACACUAAAGAGAGAAUGUGAUUUUCUGGGUCACAUCCCCUUUCAUGCCAAAGAAUGCCAUGGCUUUCAUAUUAAGUGCUGCUUAUGACAUCAUCAUAGUGCGCCAGCCGCCCUACAUAUGUUUGUGUCAGACUGCUGCUGUCAGCUUGGUGAUCCACUCAAUUUGUCAUUCCAUGGCCGUUUUAAGCAAGGAGCAAUAAGAAAUCAGGGGCAUUGACUGUCUCAGAGUUUUGACCGUACAGGCAACAUGAGAACAAAAAUGUAAAUUGAGUUAGUACUGUAAAUUGCAUAAUGGAACACAAAAAAAAUCUCCUCGGAAAAAUCCUCUGGCAGUGUUGAGAAAAUGGUGUUUCCAUUUCAGUAUAUUAUACUAUGAACACAACAACUAUUUGUUAACCAAAGAGGUAUACAGUACAAGUGAGAGGUACAAUGCUUUUUUAAAUGUAUUUUUGUUUUCUUUAAAUAUAGUUAUGUGUAUCUGCACAGGGACCACACUAGCCUGUCCGUUGCGUGUGCGAUUGGUGAAAACCAGACUCGCCUUGAGAUUGGUGUCCCGUUGGGCCGUUCCCGGUCUGUCCUGCGGUAAGAUGAUCUGCCUGCAUCAGGAGGCCCUCUGGAUAUGGGCUGUGUAUUGAUGGGCCCUAGUGGUCUUCCUUGUUUCGUUAUUUAUUUAUUUUUUAUUUUUACUCAAUUUACUCACGAACGUCUGCGAAGCGAGGCGGUUUCUCUAGACACCAUGCUGUUCGCCUCUGCCGAAGACCCGAAGGGGUGUACUGCCUUUUCUCUAAGUUCUCUCCUGAACACAAACUUUGCCCCGGCCUUGUCUCAUGCUGCACUUACAAUGGGCCUAACUUACUAAGUUUUGAUUUACGGUGGUGUAUUUAGGUGGAGUUUGGAUUUUUUUUUUUUUUUAACUGGUGGUUUUUGUGUGGAUCCUGUUUGGUCUGGACUUAAUCUUUGUUUUAUUGGUCUAUAUAGUCUGUUGGUUGUGUCUUCAAAUUAUGGCCAUUGAAAGAAUUAGGUCUACAUGUAAUCUAGUCUAUUUUAUUUAAACAUGUUUAUUGUCAUUAUUACAGCCUGGGCCCAAAUGGAUUUUCAAAUAGUUGACCCUUUUAUAUAAAGUGACACUCCUGGGGGCUUUUUGGUUAGAUUGUUUAUAAUACAUCAAAUAGCCUUAUUAUAGCUUUUGUGUUUAACAUAAUUUAACAUGGAAUUGCACAAUUUCCAACUUGAGACAAAAUAUUUAAAUAGGUUUUCUUAACUCCUCAAUUUCACUAUAGGCUACCGACUUUAUGAUUGUUUAAGGUGCUGUCGUCCGGGCAGUCCGCUGGACAGCUCACAUGGCGGUUCAAAGCAACUUUAAGAGCGUUGUAAGUGUUCCUCAAACCGGCCCUGAUUUUUUACUGCCGCCUGGUCCCAUCUGGUCGUCUGCAUGCGGCAGCGCAAUAAACUCAACUCAUUUAAUUAGUCGCUGCAAGCGGCCGCAAGUGUCCCCUCUGCCAGACAACCUCCACGCGCUUCCAAGGUCACAAAAAAAUGGGCGACGUUUGUUUCUCUGCCCGUAAAUUAGGUUGUGCUGGACUUUCAACUUCUAUAGCUUCACUGUUCCAGGCCUGAUUGAAGAUGUAUAUUUAUAUCCUUUAGACACGGGAUCUGAAAUAUAGUCCAUAUGGGAAAUUGUUUUUCAUUUGAUCAAAAUGUUAACAUUGCAAUAAGAAAUAAACGAAUAAAUCUGCCCAAAUAAAUUAA
Messenger RNA from Clupea harengus (Atlantic herring), 3321 nucleotides. RefSeq names its product golgin, RAB6 interacting (gene gorab). Gene Ontology annotation, biological process: non-motile cilium assembly. Lineage: Eukaryota; Metazoa; Chordata; Actinopteri; Clupeiformes; Clupeidae. The record is from RefSeq and is a predicted model, not a curated record.